This is a messenger RNA of Penicillium hordei, 720 nucleotides long. Its product is annotated as YbhB/YbcL family Raf kinase inhibitor-like protein. NCBI's taxonomy places the organism in Eukaryota, Fungi, Ascomycota, Eurotiomycetes, Eurotiales, Aspergillaceae. The coding region runs from base 1 to 720 and encodes 239 amino acids. The record is from RefSeq and is a predicted model, not a curated record. The transcript is spliced from 2 exons.
AUGCGUCUGGUUCUAGCUCUCUUUGCGAUUGCUGCGGCUGCCACUGCAGCAUCUGCUGGCACGGUUCCCCCCGAGCUGGCAGUCAUCGGCGAGCCAUCGACCGUUUUGAAUGUGACAUAUUCUGUGGGAUUAUCCGAAUUCAGCUUCAAGCCGGCAAUUUCCUCAAAGCAACCGGUAUUCGCCAAGGAUGCACCACAGCCGCACCUGCAUGACUUGGGAUUGAGUAGAGCCAAUCGCUACCUUCUGCUAAUGGUUGAUCCCGACUGGAACAAAACAAGUCCUCCAUCGGUAAUUGUGCACACUGUUGUCGCCAACCUGACCACGAAUGUCAACAGUACUAGCAAGGCGAACGUAAUCACGACAUAUGUUGCUCCCCAGCCCAUGUCCGGAACACAUAAUUACACAUUGUUCCUCUUCAACCAACCCUCCAACUUUAGUAUACCUGUCCGCUAUGCGUCCUUUAUGGAGACGACCGAUCAAACCCAGCUCAACCGAUUGAACCUCCCCCUGGAGAAUUUCAUCAACCAGACUGGACUAGGAACACCGGUCGCAGCCAAUUACUUCCGUGUUACAGCGAGCAACGGCACCAGCACCGCCACCGCCACCACCGCCAGCACAGUCGCUAGCAGUACCUCCAGUGGGGCAGCCAUCAAGAUGGUGGCCAGCUAUUAUCUGGCAGGUGCACUAACCCUAGUGAGAGCAGCUGUUAUUGUUGUUUAA